UCUAGUGCAUAUCGGAGAGCAUGUACAAGCUCUUACCACACCUCGUACCAACAACCACUAUCCUUAUGUCUAAGCGUAAGCUAUCUUUGCAAGGAGUCUUCCUGCCCUUCUUUGUCAAAUCGAUGCAAUAUCGCCAUCGGCGCAACCCCUGGCGGCGAUGGUUAUGCUUUGUUCGAGAUAAUUUCGUUGAUGCUGUCAAGGGAUGAUUGUGUCCUUUGUCUAAC
This is a messenger RNA of Periconia digitata, 224 nucleotides long. The record is from the annotation of a GenBank genome assembly. Lineage: Eukaryota; Fungi; Ascomycota; Dothideomycetes; Pleosporales; Periconiaceae.